UGGUUCAGCUCUUUGUGUGUUUGCUUGGAGUUGCGCAACAGUUGUUUGUGUAUUACUUCCUUUGUAACUAUUUUCGUUGUCAGGGCAAAUAAGGGAAAAGUAACUGGAAAUCGUCUGCAUCUAAAAAUGAAUCAGACACCUCGGUGGUUGCAGUGAGACCCCACCUGCUCAGCCACAGCUGUACAUGGAGACCCCCAGUUGGGCAGAAACUAAACCAGGAAACGGGCUGUGUAAAACAGGAAGCAUUGCUCUCUUUGGAAACGUAGUGUAUAGUGGGCUACUAAACGAUCACUUCUGGCAUUUCGGGGUGCCCCUUGUCACAAGACUGGGUAACCAGGAGGCCCCAGCUCCCCCAGAAGCCAUGGCUCAGCCGUAUGCUCCACCGCAGUAUCCUCCCCCUCCACCUCAGAACGGGUUGCCUGGCGAAUACACCCACCCUGGGCAGGACUACACGGGGCCCAGUCCGGUCCCUGAGCAUGCCGCAGCCCUCACUAUCUACACACCCACACAGACGCACAGCGAGCCACCUGGCACUGACAGCAGCACACCGUCCCUCACAGGGAAUAGCAGCAUACCACAAGCGGACGAUGUGGCACAGACAGACGGCUCUCAGCAGCUUCAGCUCCAGCUUUCAGACUCUUCGGAGAAGCAGCAGCCCAAACGGUUACACGUCUCCAACAUUCCCUUCCGCUUCCGUGACCCAGACCUCCGGCAAAUGUUCGGGCAAUUUGGGAAAAUUUUGGAUGUGGAAAUUAUUUUUAACGAGCGGGGCUCUAAGGGUUUUGGUUUUGUAACUUUUGAAACAAGCGCAGACGCAGACCGUGCACGGGAGAAAUUAAACGGUACAAUCGUAGAGGGACGCAAAAUUGAGGUAAAUAAUGCAACGGCACGAGUAAUGACAAACAAAAAAGUGGCCAACCCAUAUACAAACGGCUGGAAGCUGAAUCCAGUGGUGGGAGCUGUCUAUGGUCCUGAAUUUUAUGCAGUGACAGGCUUCCCCUAUCCCACCACAGGGGCGACGGUGGCUUACAGGGGUGCCCACUUGAGAGGCAGAGGUCGUGCCGUCUACAACACGUUUCGCGCGGUGCCUCCACCCCCUCCCAUUCCUGCUUACGGAGCUGUGGUUUACCAAGAUGGCUUCUACGGUGCUGAGAUCUAUGGUGGCUAUGCAGCAUACAGAUAUGCCCAGCCAGCCGCAGCAGCUGCAGCGGCCUACAGUGACAGCUAUGGCAGAGUCUAUGCAACAGCAGACCCUUAUCACCACACGAUUGGACCUGCAGCCACGUACAGCGUGGGCACUAUGUAAAUAUAAAGAAAGAAGACAAUGGAGAAGAGCAUCAGCUAAAAAGGAACAAAAAGGACAAAGGAAGAAAAGUGUCAAUGAAAAAAAAACACAAAAAGAAGUUAAGAGGAAAUCCUUCCACCGAGGCUGUUAGGAGAAGGCAUUAUAUAUCUCUGUGGGGAUGUGAGACUGACGCAGUCAAGCUGUGGAUGAAAAGAGGGGCUUAGCUUUCACCUGGGACAGCCUUUCGGGGUGGAGGAGAAGAGGAGAGGUCAUCAUAAAACUUUUUAUUUUUCUAAACUUUUUUAAGUUUAUGGUUUCAAAAAGAUGAGUGUAUAUAUCUAUAUAGCGAUAUAUAUGUAUGUAUAAAUAUGUUACAAAAAAAGAAGCGAAAAAAAUAGUACAAAACUAGUAACAGAGUGAUGAAUUAGUGCUGUAGGAGGGGGAUGGGGGUGUACCACCCACCCCCCUCCCACCGCAGACCUCCUUGUCCGGCCUUUCGCUAGGAGGGUCAAGGGUGCCGGGAGAGGCUAAAGACCCACCAGACACGAUUCCAUGUGGCCCCUCUUCAUCCAAUGCCCUUGAAUAUAUGGCACAGCUGGGUCUUCCAUUAGUAGGUUUAUGUCAUGGGUAGAACUGCAUUGCUUACUUGGGGAAAAAGGCCUUUAGUCGCUAACAUAGGGAGCUGUUAUUCAUCCCGUUUAGAUGUAAGCAGACAAACUUGCAUGGGACUCCAAAUUUCAGUCUUACAGUACAUCAGGUUGCUAUUCAGGUGUCGCAUGGAACGGGGCAAGAGAAGACACUGUAAAUAAACCAUCAGAGCCCAGUCUGUCUGAAGUAGGGAAUGCACUGUCAUCCCGCUGUUGUUUGUAGCACAAUACGAAAGGUUUUACUGGGAUGUGUGCGUGUGCGUGUGUGCGUUCUUGUGUGCGAGUGGUUACGGGCGGAAGGGGGCUUUAUAGAGUCGUGUUGGGUCGCGGCGACCCCAGAGCCCAGGGCUACCAAAAAGCAUUUCAUUGUAGUGUUGUGGAGGUGGCCGUGCUGUGUAGUAAACACUUUUGUAUGUGGUGUCAUGAGGCUACAAAUUAAGAAAAUUGGAGCAGUCUUCUCGGUAUUGUCACGGGAGUUUCACUAUCCAUCUUGAAAAUGGGUUCCUGCCCACUGCAAGGUGGAAAACAACGUGCCAGUUUAGUCAUAUGGUUGCGAGCAAAGUUUUAUUAAAGAUCGAUUACCUUUAUACUUCUAAUGAGCUCCAUUUCAGUGACACAUCCUUAUAUAUUUAAACGUUGUACUAAUUACAUGCUGCUCAGCGUGGUCAACGUCGAUUGUAGCCAUUUACUAAUGUUGUAUUAUUGUAUUACCACUAUGAAAAACAUUUAUAUAUGGAUAUAUCUAUUUGUGACUUUGCGACCCUUCAAAAAGGAUUGUAUUUUUUUUUUUUUUUUUUUUUGAUGGUGGUGGUCCAGGUUUAUUUUCGGCGGCGAUUUAUGCAAGUACUGAGUGAUUUUCACUUGUGUGGCGUUGUUUCUGUUCAUCUGUAUCUUUGGUUCAGCUAUUGAAUGUAAUUCAACUUUUUAUGUACGUCUUUGUUUUUUAAGCAGUACUUUGUAAAUGUGGACAUGGUAAACCAAGUCUUUGUUCAGAAGCCGGACCUGACGGAGAUAUUGUACGGUCCAGCUGACACCUCUCUUUUAUAACAGGAGCACUCCAGCUGGCCGACGGACAUUAUCAUGACCCUGCAGGAUUAUGGCAGAAAAGACAUAAAACGAUUGGAUGAGACAGAGCAGAAUUAUGCUCUUUGGUUUUUAUUGACAUCCACUUUCCUUUGUUGUUUUUUCUCUUUAUGCAAAUGGUGAACAGUUGACCCACAUUCAAAAGAGGUGUCACUCUAUAAUCGAUGAUGAACAGCAGUAUGUUAUCCUGGGAAAGAAAUGCACUGUAAAAAAAAAAUGUUGUUGAGUUGCCUAAAAAUGUGCUUCGUUUGUUAGCAUCUAAAUUUACUGGUUUUAUUCAGGUCAACAUUUUUGUAUUUAACAGGACUGAAUCAACCUGACUACAUUAGGUUACUCCAAUGAAAGCAAGUGGGUCAGACCAGGAAGAAAUGUGUCUAUAAAAUAACAACUGCACGUUUUCCUGCUUUUUACAGUGUGUAUUUUGGCUCAGUGAGAAGGAAUGGUACAUUUAAUAGAUAGCCCACCUCUACAGACAGCAUUCCCAAGCUUUGCAAAAUCAUGCGCUUCCUCGGACUCAGGUGUUACAUGACAGAACUGAUGUGUUCCCUUCCAUAGGUAAUGAUGUUACUCUUUCUUGCUGCAUUUUUCCUCUCAGAACAAAACUUUAUUUUCUACAAAACUGGUGACUCCUAUCUCAGUGACUGUACUACUUUGUUACCCGAAGGAUCAUGGAAAACAGUUUGGUGGGUCAGAUAGCGACGGGAACUUCAGUGAAGACGUGUUGUUUCAGGGACUCUAAAAUCCAAGUGACAGAUUCUGCUCUGGAAGAGAUUGUGACUGAACAACUUAACAAAAAGAUGUCAAUUCUACAGAGAUCUGAGACCUCUGGGUUUAUUUCUUUGCUUUAGUCCGUAUGAGACAUUACUUGUUUACAUGUCCUGGUUUUUUUGACCUUGCUGUGAGGUAUAUAUCAGCUUUUGCACUGUAUUCUUUGGCUUGUUGUCUUCCCUCUACUCUCUGUUUCCUCUCAAACAGCCCAUUAACCUGAGCACCAAAGUCAUUCACCGUCUUCCUCAACCCAAAGCAGAGAACCAAUGCAAACUGUAGUCUGCUUAUAGUCUAUUGUCAGAACAAGGAAACUCAAGCGCAUGUAUCUGCCAUUUGUUCCUCCAGCCGAAACAUCCUUCAAAUCUACACUGGUCGUCUGCUCUAGAUAUUAGGGCAGGUGUAAGACCAGCUAUGCAGCUCACCUGUGUCUGCACAGUUCCCUUGAACUUCAUUCAAACACAGUCAAGCCAAUGGAAACAACAAACUUAUCUUGGCAAUUGCUUUUCCCAACUAAAAAAAGGAAAAAAACGAACUCCUGCCAUCAUGAAUUUUCUCAUCGUCAUUGCCAGAUCCCUGAAGCACAAGAGUUUGAAUGGAAGUCAUGUUAGUUGUCUCAGUGAUAGUUACACUCCAUGUAGAGAGUGUGUGUGUGUGUGUGUGUGUGUGUGUGUGUGUGUGUGUGUGUGUGUGUGUGUGUGUGUGUGUGUGUGUGUGUGUGUGUGUGUGUGUGUGUGAGUGUGAGUGUGAGUGUGUGUGCAUGCAUGUACAUGUGUGUGCUUCCAGCCCCAUUGUUUUCUACUGAAAAUAUACAAAAGCUACUUCCUCUGUCAUCUCAAUAUAAAAUGUAUUAUAUUAAAGGUUCUCUUCAUGUGCAACACAAGCUCUACACAACAACAAAUCUAUCAUUUGGGUUUUUCUUUUGUUUUCAUUUUCUCUCAUUCUUUUUCAAAUUUUGAAGUUGUUACAAAUACAUAAGCGUAAAAAAAAAACAAUAAAGAAAAAAAAAAGAAACCAAUAUAAAGUAUUCUAUUUAAAAUGAAAUGACGAAACUUCUGCUGUCCUGGAUCUGUACUCUAAAUUUCAGUUUCCUUUCUGUAUGCAUCCAGUGUGCUUCAAACAACCAGUACUGUUUAUUAAUGAAAUCAUUAUAUUAUUAUGAUUAUGAUUAUUAUUAUUACUAUCAUGAUUAAUAUGGUUAUAAAUAAAUAUUUCUUUCUUCAAUAACAGAGA
Molecule: messenger RNA, 5013 nt
Organism: Cyprinus carpio (common carp)
Lineage: Eukaryota; Metazoa; Chordata; Actinopteri; Cypriniformes; Cyprinidae
Product: RNA binding protein fox-1 homolog 3-like
Exons: 14
Coding region: 185-1306 (373 amino acids)
Biological process (GO): nervous system development; regulation of alternative mRNA splicing, via spliceosome
Cellular component (GO): cytoplasm; nucleus
Molecular function (GO): mRNA binding
Source: RefSeq, a predicted model, not a curated record